UCGAGACACCACAAUAAGAAAUAUUUAGAAUACUAGGGGGCCUUAUAUUUCUUCUCUUUAUAAAAAUGGAUUCCUUCCUCAUUCUUACUCCGUAAAACCCUAAUUACUUCUCCAAAAGCCAUCCGUCCUUCUUCACUGUGAUUGAGAUUGAGAAUAUUAUUGACAUUUGAAUUGAUUAUCGAGUAGAAAGAAGCAUCAUGUCGGACGAUGAAAGGGAUGAGAAAGAGUUGGAUCUUAGCUAUCCCGAAGUUGUUACUAAAUACAAGAGCGCUGCUGACAUUGUCAACAGAGCUUUGCAGCUAGUUAUAUCAGAAUGCAAGCCCAAAGCUAAAAUUGUUGAUGUUUGUGAGAAGGGAGAUUCUUUUAUCAACGAGAAUACUGCGAACAUGUACAAGAAUGUCAAAAAGAAGAUCGAGAGAGGUGUUGCCUUUCCAACUUGCAUAUCUGUCAACAGUGUCGUUUGCCAUUUUUCACCGCUUGCGAGUGAUGAGUCAGUGCUCGAAGAAGGUGAUAUGGUCAAAAUUGAUAUGGGUUGUCAUAUUGAUGGUUUCAUUGCUGCUGUUGCACACACUUAUGUUAUUCAAGAAGGGCCCAUAACUGGUCGGAAGGCAGAUGUUAUGGCUGCGGCAAACACUGCUGCUGAAGUUGCUCUGAGGCUUAUCAGGCCUGGGAAAAAGAACAAAGAUGUUACAGAAGCAAUCCAGAAAGUUGCUGCGGCCUAUGAUUGCAAAAUUGUUGAAGGUGUGCUUACUCACCAGAUGAAACAGUUUGUGAUUGAUGGAAACAAGGUUGUGUUGAGUGUGACAAAUCCUGAAACGAAAGUUGAUGAUGCUGAAUUUGAGGAGAAUGAAGUGUAUGCUGUUGAUAUAGUUGCAAGUACGGGUGAGGGAAAGCCUAGAAUGUUGGAUGAGAAGCAAACGACCAUUUACAAAAGAGCUGUGGAGAGGGCCUAUCACUUGAAGAUGAAAGCUUCAAGAUUUAUAUUCAGCGAGAUUAAUCAGAAAUUCCCGAUCAUGCCGUUUACAGCCAGGGCUUUGGAGGAAAAGAGGGCUCGCCUUGGUUUGGUAGAAUGUGUCAAUCACGAUCUUUUGCAACCAUAUCCGGUACUUCAUGAAAAGCCUGGUGAUUUAGUUGCGCAUAUUAAGUUCACUGUUCUUCUAAUGCCAAAUGGCUCGGACCGUGUAACAUCCCAGUCGUUGCAAGAGCUGCAGCCAACUAAAACAGUUGAUGAUCCUGAAAUCAAAGCUUGGUUAGCAUUGGGAACAAAGACAAAGAAGAAAGGUGGUGGGAAAAAGAAGAAAGGCAAGAAGAGUGACAGAGCCGAAACAGAAGAGUCAGCAGCCAUGGAUGCAAGCCCAAAUGGUGCUACAACUGAAAAUUAAUUAGACUUGAAAUAUGUGACAUGAAAUUUUGUUAUCUGUUGAUUCUCUUUUGUAUUUGGUUGUUGUGGGCAACUUGGAACAUCUAUUCAGAUGCUGAUGUUUUAAAUUUCAUGUUGCCUCGCUUAAUGUGUAAAUUUCUGGGUUUGAGCCCACAAAAAGAUUGUUCUUGAUACAGAGUAGGGGGGGG
This is a messenger RNA of Amaranthus tricolor (Joseph's coat), 1569 nucleotides long. Its product is annotated as ERBB-3 BINDING PROTEIN 1-like. The record is from RefSeq and is a predicted model, not a curated record. Bases 198 to 1382 code for a protein of 394 amino acids. Lineage: Eukaryota; Viridiplantae; Streptophyta; Magnoliopsida; Caryophyllales; Amaranthaceae. The transcript has 10 exons.